Molecule: messenger RNA, 3516 nt
Organism: Cyclopterus lumpus (lumpfish)
Lineage: Eukaryota; Metazoa; Chordata; Actinopteri; Perciformes; Cyclopteridae
Gene: mta1
Product: metastasis associated 1
Exons: 18
Coding region: 147-2330 (727 amino acids)
Biological process (GO): double-strand break repair; negative regulation of transcription by RNA polymerase II; response to ionizing radiation
Cellular component (GO): nucleoplasm; NuRD complex
Molecular function (GO): histone deacetylase binding; chromatin binding; transcription corepressor activity
Source: RefSeq, a predicted model, not a curated record
CGGCUGGUCUGUUUCGUAUUGAUCAAUCCACCAUUUUCCAACACACAGCGGCGGCAGCGCUAACACAGCAGCUCUCCCCGGCAGCGCGAGAGAAGAGAGAGCCACCCCUCUCUACCUGGAGAGGAAGCCAGGGACCGGGGGCAGUCAUGGCAGCCAACAUGUACCGGGUUGGAGAUUAUGUUUAUUUUGAGAACUCGUCCAGUAACCCACUGCUGAUCAGGAGGAUAGAGGAGUUGAACAAGACAGCCAAUGGGAACGUGGAGGCCAAAGUGGUGUGUUUUUACCGGCGCAGGGACAUCUCCGGCACACUCAUCGCCCUGGCAGACAAACACGCAAGGGAGCUGGAGGAGGAGAUGGAGAAUCCAGAGAUGGCGGACCUCCCGGAGAAACAGAAACACCAGCUCAGACACAGAGAGCUCUUCUUGUCCCGCCAACUGGAGUCUUUACCCGCCACACACAUCAGGGGGAAGUGCUGCGUGACUCUGCUCAACGAGACGGAAGCCCUGAAGUCUUACCUGGAGAGAGAGGAUUCCUUUUUCUACUCGCUGGUUUACGACCCUCAGCAAAAGACGCUGCUGGCCGAUAAGGGCGAGAUCCGCGUUGGGAACAAGUACCAGGCCGACAUCACCGACCUCAUGAAAGAAGACGAGGAAGACGGCCGAGACUUGGAGAAACUAGAGGAGAAGAUCUUUGACCCCAACAGCUCGCUGACGGAGAAACAGAUCGACCAGUUCUUAGUCGUCGCUCGGUCAGUAGGUACAUUCGCCAGAGCCUUGGACUGCAGUAGUUCUGUCCGGCAGCCCAGUCUGCACAUGAGCGCUGCCGCGGCCUCCAGAGACAUCACCUUGUUUCACGCCAUGGACACCCUCCACGCCACGGGCUACGACAUGACCCGAGCCAUCGCGGCGCUGGUGCCUCAGGGUGGGCCCGUCCUCUGCAGGGACGAGAUGGAGGAGUGGAGCGCCUCGGAGGCCAACCUGUUCGAGGAGGCGCUGGAGAAAUACGGCAAAGACUUCACGGACAUCCAGCAGGAUUUUCUGCCGUGGAAGUCCCUGACGAGUAUUAUUGAGUAUUACUACAUGUGGAAGACCACAGACAGAUAUGUACAGCAGAAACGAUUAAAAGCAGCCGAGGCAGAAAGCAAGUUGAAGCAGGUCUACAUCCCCAACUAUAACAAGCCAAACCCCAACCAGCUGAGUAACAACGUAAAACCAGCUCUGGUGAAUGGAGCGGCGGUCGCGGGGACCCCGGGGAUCACGGGGAUCCCAGGUGUCCAAGGCGGCGUUCCAGGUGUCCAAGGAGGCGGCGUUCCAGGUGUCCAAGGAGGCGGCGUUCCAGGUGUCCAAGGAGGCGGCGUCCCAGUUCUCCAAGGAGGUGGCGUCCCAGUUCUCCAAGGAGGUGGCGUCCCAGUUCUCCAAGGAGGCGGCGUCCCAGUUCUCCAAGGAGGCGGCGUCCCAGUUCUCCAAGGAGGCGGCGUCCCCGGUCUCCAGGGCGGCGUCCCAGGGAUCCAAGGCGUCCAAGGCGUCCCAGGUGUUCCAGGGCUCCUAGGGGUCCCAGGCAUCCCAGGGGUCCCAGGCGCCCCGGGCUCCGCGCAGAUCCCUGGCCUCGGAAGAGCCUGUGAAAGCUGCUACACCAGCAGCUCCUACCAGUGGUACUCAUGGGGACCUCCGAACAUGCAAUGUCGCCUGUGCGCUUCAUGCUGGACCUACUGGAAGAAGUACGGCGGGCUGAAGAUGCCCACAAGGUUGGAUGGAGAGAGGCCGGGACCCAACCGCAACAGCCUGAGCCCCCACGGCCUGCCCCUGAGGCACGGCGGCAGCCCCAAAUUCGCAGUGAAGACGAGACAGGCCUUCUUCCUGCAGACCACCGGCCUGACGAUGAUGGCGCGCCGCCUCUGCUAUGACAUCAUCCGGCCGCGAUAUCUAGCCAGGCACCCCUACCUCCCCGUCAACACAGCCGCCAUAAAGGCCGAGUGUGCCCUGCGGUCGCCAGAAGGGCCGAAAAAGCCUUCGCCACUGAAACCCGUGGAACGUAAACCUCUGGAGUCUGUGGUUCGGUAUUUAGAAGCACACCCCCGUCCAGCCAAACCCGGCCCGCUGCCUCGCGGCGCGUCCAUCUCUUCAGCCAGCCUGACGCCCAUCAAGUCCUCCCCCAUCCUCAACAACGGCUCCCCCACCAUCCUGGGCAAGCGCAGCUACGAACAGCACAACGGACUGGACGGCUCUAAAUCCAAAAUCCUGGCCCCGCAGUGGGACAUCAUGGCCAAGCGUCUGAGCGAAGCCGGCCGUCCCUCGGUCUCCAUGCAGGACGAGGUGCACGAACUCGACUGAGCGCUCUGUGGGGACGACCUCUAACGACGAACCCCAGUGAGUGUGACGGGAAAACGGAAAAAAAGGCCCUUUUUUUUCCCCCAACCAACUGCAGCCGAGGGCGGGCCCGUGGGUGACGACGCCAUUGGUCACCCCUUUUUUUUUUUUUUUUUUUUUGCUCGCGUCAGUUUUGGGGGUCCGUCGCGCUGCUGAAGACCGAUCGAUGAGUCGAACGCUUUCGGCCGCGGUCGACGAGAAAGACGGGGAAGCCUGACUGUACAGGACUGUGUUUAUUAACUUACAUUUCUCGUUUAUUACCGUCAUUGUAAUUAUCGUUAUUUGUUAUUAUAAUUUUUUUUACCAACUAUAACUCCCCCCCUGCCCCCACCCCCACCCCCCCGCUUUAUUGUUUGUCGAUCAAACGAUGGAACUCGUGAGGUUUCAUGAAAUAAACCAAAAACCCGGCUUUUUGCAGAGAGCCCCCCCCCCCGUGGGAAAAGGGGCGGAAGGACUGUAACAUAAGCCACUUGCAUCAUCUUGUCUUUUUUUUUUUUUUUAACAAAUUAAAUUCAUCAAGGAGACCGACUUCUAUUUCAGCGCCACGAGUUUAACAUCCUUGUGUUUUUUUUUGUUUCGAUGAAUUUGAAUGCUUUAUGGGGAAAUCUUCUGUUUUUUGUGAGCCAGCCCCCCCCCCCCCCCUCCCCCCCACCCGAGAGAGGUUUAACUUAUUGAGAAAGACUUGCUGUUUUUUCUACCUUUUUCACAAGUAAUGCAUCAAUGCUUAGAUAAUGUAAUUAAAAAAAAGAAGAGAAUUGAUAUUAUUUUUUUCCCCUCUUCUGUUGGUGUCUGUGCACAGAGGUGAGAGGUUGGUUUUCUUACUCACACAGGUAUGCAAAACGGGGUAUAUGCAAAAAUUCCAUUCCAAAUAUUGAUUUAAAUGUUUAUGAACCUUUUUAAAAAAAAAGAAAGAAAAAAAAAAGAGCAGUAUUUGAAGACGUUUAGAUGGACAAACACAGCCAUGUUUUUUGUAAGCAACCGUAAAAAAGAAGAAGAAAAAAAACACCAAAAAUCAAGAAUUGUGUUCUUGCUUUUCAUGUCCGGUCAUUUUGUCGAUUUUGUGUUUAUCUUUUUAUUUUAUUUUUAUUUUAUGUUCAGUAGAAGCUUGUCUUGAUAUAAACAUCAGUCAUAGGUCGGUACAAGAAAAAUA